AUGUUUCUGAACAGCGAGGCUACCCAGUUGAUCACGGCGAAUGAACCAGUCAGCAUUGAGGAGCCUUACUUAGUAAUAGGAACGAUCAACUGGUUCAUAGAAACUGUCAACGUUUUCGCUUCUAAGUUACUGUUUGCCAAUUCGUCUAGUUCACAAAAUUUUCACUUUCAUACAGUUGCAUCAACUAAUGUGUUUAAUUCAACUCGUAUACAUUAUUUAUCAAUCCUUCUGCGUCUCAUUCAGAUUGCGAAACUUCGUCAUUGUCUCUAUUAUCACUUAGUAAUAGCAUUCAGAACGAAGGACGUCCAACAACCAGAUGCAGUUGAGGUAUCCGAUAUUGAAAACCCUGGAUUUCAGUCUCAUCGUAUGUCAACCGACAAUGAGUAUAAUGUUUCUUCGUCGAAUCUAUUCUUCCCUACUGCUACUUAUCAACCGGCAACGUGUUUUUCUAAUCAUUUUGCUUCUUACAAUAGAGAAGUUAAUCAAGUUUGGUUUAAUUGUGGUGUUCAUUUGCAGUCAUUUCUGUCUGGUGAUAUAGAUUGCUCUUCAGGCCGAAAAAGAAAUAGUUCCAGCUCAAGAUUUGGUACAUGUUCUAAAGGAAAAGAAACACGUGUCUCCUCCAACUUAAGUAUUGUAAAGCGUAGAAAAGCAUUAGAGAACACAAUCGAAAGUCAAUGGGAUAACGUAAAUGAAAAUCAAGAUGACAAUUUAUCUGAAAUGAGUGAUUCAGCUGCUUCACAAGAUGAGUGUAAUGCAAUUCAGCAGAGCGAUUCACCGCAAAUCCCAAGGAAACAUGGCAAAAAGACUGUUUUUGUUAAAUCAUCCAAAAUGGCUAAAGUCAGUAGAAAAGCAAUUAAAUCUGAUAAACUCUGUGUGAUGCCAAGUUUACGUGAAUUGACCACUUGUUUUCGCGAAUUGGAUCUCAGUGCCAUUGUUUUAGGUCUAAGCUCUUGGCCAUGGAUAGUGAAGUGUAAUGAUAAUCAAGUAUCCAAUGUGAGUUCUAUUGAUUGGACAACACUUACUUGGUUACUUGAUGAAUUAAGUAUCCGUUUGGACUAUGUUAUUGGAAUCCCCUUACCCGCCACAAAUGGAUGGAAUGCAUUUGAGCGUUUAAACAAUCUCACCGAAUCUUCGAAGCUUGCUUAUUUCACUUAUAUUGUUCCUUAUCUUGUCUAUAUACUAGUGCAUGCAGUGGAUUAUAUUUCAGGUAUAGCUAAGCACGCAAAUUAUUCGAAGAACAAUGUGAGUGACACAGUUUUCUCAUCAGACUCAUCUGACGAUGAGCAUAGCUCACAGGAUAUUACGGAGUCCAGAAAGUCACAGUCGGAUGCACCUACUUCUGAAAAAACUAAUCCAAUUAAUGGAAGUAAAUUCAUCGAAAGUUUAUCAUCUGGAUUAAAUUGUCAGAUAUCAUCCAUCGUGUGCAUUUGUUUACGUUCUUUGUUGAUGUUCACAAAUGGAUUCAUAAAUCUCUCUCCCAACGUCGAACGAUAUUUAUUUGACAGCCCUGAUUCAUUAGCUAUCAGUUCUAUGACCACUUUCACAUAUAAUACCAUAAACACAUUUGCCAAGUGUUGUAAAUCGAACAUCAAUACAUGUGCUACACGUGAAAUUAUGAUAAAUGCAGAGGGUAUCAUUAGACCCGACCACUAUAAACCUAUUAAUCAUGAUUAUGAUGUAGAACAAACCACAUUGUUUAUGAAACAAAUGGAUGAAGUAGAUGGGAAACUUUUUGUUGAUAUUUACGAUGAAAAUCAUGACUCGCUGCCCAUUUUAAAAGAAAUAAAUAAUGUGCCUAGAUUUGCAGACAAUGCUGCCUUAUCUGAAAACCUACGUACAAUCAUCGAAUACUUGAUGAAGAAUUUAACACCAUCUCGUUUACCUAGUGCUCAUGCAGCUCUUUUACACUGCCGCCUUGUAUUUUAUUUGUCUUCUUUGUAUUAUGAAUGUCAAAACAGCUUAUCCGUCUCAUGUCAAUCAGAUGAAAAUACAUUUUGGGUUCCAGAUUUAUUCUCUUACACAAAAGAUGUGUUGAAUCAAGAAUGGGAAGCUUCUAUCAAGUUGAAAGACCAAACUUAUUCUGAGUGCCUCCAAGCUCUACUAUCAUUCCAUCUUCGUUGUCAGUUCUAUCGUUCAAAAAAGCUUUGUUCUUUAUCCCAGUCAACUAGUUUAUUAGUAGAUUUCACCAGGAGAGUUCUCGCUCCAGCUGUACAGUGUCACCAGAAUAUCAUUCAUCCGUUAUCUUCAAAUGGCGUUUCUGACAAUUUACAUAAUUCAUACCGAACUUUAAAUCGACAGACAAUCGAUAUAUUUUGCCGUGAGGUGUUGGAAAGUGUAGUCUGGAUUUCAAAACAUCUAUGUGAUUUGCCAAGAAGCAUAAACACUUCAGUGAAUCCAGUUCAUUUGGACGAAAGCUCUAUUGUUGCUCAGUGGAAUCAGUGUGUUGAAGUUCUGUGUUGCAUUACAGAUUUUUUUCGAAAGUCUGAACGAAUAACGGAAUCAAAUUCAAGACCCAGUAGAAAUUUUCCUUCAAACAAGAGCAAUUCAAUAAUUCAUUUACUACCAACAGUGAUGCGAACUGGACGUCUGUUCCUUCAAUUAUUGCUGAAAGGUGCUAUGCCUUUACUAAAUAAUUUGUUUAGACAUCGAGGUGUGGAGGUUACUACCUUCUUAAAAAACACACAACAAUUAACUCGUUUCCUUCAACGUAUAUGCAAUCACGCUAAAGCAUAUCGUGACUCUCAACUAACUAAUCAAAUUCCAGCUACAAGACGGUGUUUGGAAACGUUUGUUUAUAAAGUCAAGAUAAUGCUUUCACAAAACCGUUGCUUGGAAGCGUUUUGGCUUGGAACAUUGAAAAAUCGAGAUCUUCAUGGGGCUGAUCUAUCAGAAGAUAAUGAUUCUAUUGAGAGUGAUACUGAAUGCCCUAGCACUGGUUCAUGUUCUGUUAGUUACUCUAAUUCUUCUAGGAUCGACAUUAAUCGUUAUUCUGCGUCGCACUGUGUAUCUAAUACUAGCACUUCAACUUCAAGCCAAAUUGUAAAUGAAGGUCAUUCUAUCCCCGGUUAUGCAGAUGGUGAAUCAGAAGUAGAGGAAGAAUUUGAUUAUCAUAGUCAAAAAUGUGAGGGAUUGACUGAGGAAGAGGAUGUUAUUGACGAAAGUCCUAGUGACGAUAGUAAUCUGCUUGAAGCAAAUGAUGACUAUUAG
Molecule: messenger RNA, 3207 nt
Organism: Schistosoma mattheei
Lineage: Eukaryota; Metazoa; Platyhelminthes; Trematoda; Strigeidida; Schistosomatidae
Source: the annotation of a GenBank genome assembly